This is a messenger RNA of Glossina fuscipes, 4979 nucleotides long. RefSeq names its product UDP-glucose:glycoprotein glucosyltransferase (gene Uggt). Gene Ontology annotation, molecular function: UDP-glucose:glycoprotein glucosyltransferase activity. The transcript has 3 exons. Bases 139 to 4797 code for a protein of 1552 amino acids. Gene Ontology annotation, cellular component: endoplasmic reticulum. The record is from RefSeq and is a predicted model, not a curated record. NCBI's taxonomy places the organism in Eukaryota, Metazoa, Arthropoda, Insecta, Diptera, Glossinidae.
GAGUUUUAUAACGAUAGUGCGAUGCCACAUCAGUUUUUCUGCUUUAGUUGCAAAAAAAUUUGGAAGAAACCGAACAAAUAUUGAAUCAAAGACAUUGACGUGUCUAGCCUGAAAAGAUUCAGACGUUUUAUUAAGAGUAUGCCGCUUAACUAUAACACAAGCCAUAAAUGGGCUUUCCUAAUAUUUUUACUGUUUUACUUUUGUUUAACAUUAAUCCGAAGCGAUAGUGUAACGGAAAGUAGAAGCAAAAGCUUUCCAAUUACUACACUAAUCAAUGCCAAAUGGAAUCAAACUCCCUUGCAUUUGGAAAUAGCCGAAUAUUUGUCAGAUGAAAAUCGAAAUUUAUAUUGGGAUUUUAUUGACGAUGUGACCAAAUUGGAUGUUGCCUUAAGUGAUUAUGUUACCGAAUCUCAGCGGUAUAACGCUGUUAUACAUUUACUAGAACCACGUUUAAGUGAAUUGCAAAUACCUUUAAUGAAAUUGGUAGUAUCUAUGCACAGUCUGACGCCGCGUAUACAAACCCAAUUUCAAAUUGCUGCCGGUGUAUUAAGUAAAAGUUCAUGCCCAGAAGCGCUAACAUUUGUUCAAAUUGGCAAAGAAGUAAUUUGCGGUUUUGCUCAGUUAAAAAAGAGAUUAUCUCUAAAUAAUGACAUAUCUUUGGACGCAUUGAUAAAUCUACACAGCUUUGAUCACAUAUAUCCCGGAUCUGAAAAUAAUUCGCUCACUGCGAUUUUAUAUGGUGACUUAGGAUCAAAAGCUUUUGCUCAGUACCACAAGUAUUUAGCUGAAAAGGCUCUCCCCUUAGGAGUUCGCUAUGUAACACGUCACUAUUUAACUUCCAUUGGGUCUAAAGUAAAUAAACGCGUACGUCUGUCCGGCUAUGGCGUAGAGUUACAUUUAAAAUCUACCGAAUAUAAAAGUCAAGACGACGCCCCUAAACCAGCCGAGGAGACACAAAAUGAGCUUGAUACGGAGACUGCAGAAACCGAAGUUCAAGGUUUUAAUUUUCCUAUCUUGAAAACCCGUUAUCCCACUUUGGCUCAUUCGUUGGACAAGUUACGACAAAGUUUAUUGCAAGGCAAUGAGGAAAUAGCUCAACUUAAAGCUUGGGAGUUUCAGGAUUUAGGUCUACAUGCCACAGCGGCUAUAGCUGAAAUAGAAGGAGAGGAAGCUUUGCAAAUUUUGCAGUUUAUUUCACAUAAUUUUCCAAUGCAGGCUCGAGCACUAUUAAGUCACAAGGUAACCUUUCAAUUGAAAGAGGAGGUAAAACACAACAUCGAUACCUUUGCACGGAGUCUCAAUAUUGUCCCACCCGACGGUGGAUUAUUUAUCAAUGGUCUCUUCUUUGACGCUGAUACUAUAGAUCUGAAUUCAUUACUCGAAUCUUUAAGGUCAGAGGUGCGAGUUUUGGAGAGCUUACAUGCCAGUCAAGUAAAGGGUGCUUUAGCUUCUUCUCUGCUAGCCUUGGAUUUUGCUGGACCUGGCUCUAGAGAUUUUGCUAUAGAUAUACGUGAUACUGCCAUUAUGUGGAUUAAUGAUAUUGAAAAGGAUUCACAAUAUAGACGCUGGCCGUCUAGUGUUACUGACUUAUUAAGGCCUACCUUUCCCGGUAUGUUAAGGAACAUACGUAAAAAUGUUUUCAAUUUGGUCUUGCUGGUAGACCCCUUGAGACCGUCCAGUCGUGGAGUUAUUAAAUUAGCCGAAAGUUUUAUUAUACAUUUGGCUCCUGUACGCUUAGGCUUGGUGUUUGACAUACGUCCUAGUGAUGGUACAGAUGAGGAGGAUUAUCGUUCUCUUGUCUGCGCGUUUAAUUAUGUGACUCAGCAGAAGAAUAGUCGAGCUGCCCUUAGUUUCUUGACGGAUGUUUUCGCAACUGUAGAAACCACACAACUAGUAAAGCGUCAUCAUAUACGUUCGCAAUUAACAAAAACAUUUUAUAAAAUAUCAGCAACAGCUUUGGAUGAGAUACUUGAUGAGGAUUCUGAUUUUGAUUACGGACGACAGUUAGCUAUUGAAUUUGUAGAGCGCUUAGGAUUUUCGGAUACACCGCAAGCUUUAUUAAACGGGGUACCAAUGCCCACGAAUCUCUUAAAUUCAGACAGUGACUUUGAAGAAGCUACAUUUUCAGAGAUUAUGCAGCAAACUACAACUUUGCAAAAAGCUGUUUAUAAGGGUGAAUUAACAGAUAAUGAGGACAUCAUUGACUAUCUUAUGAAUCAACCACAUGUUAUGCCUCGUUUAAAUCAACGCAUUUUGGCUGGCCACGAAAAUUCAAACUAUUUAGAUCUCUCCGGCAAACCGUAUCUUGACCUAAAAAAUGUUAAAGCGUUAGCCCAACUAUCUACCCGUGAUAUGACUGCCACUCUGUUACAUAAUCUAAAAUAUUUUGAGGGUAAACAUACUUCAGAGAAAAUCGGUCAAAACCAAUUGCAUUUUGUAACUUUAUGGUUAUUUGGGGACAUGAAGAAUGCCAUGAGCCGCGAUUUACUUAAGAACGCUUUAAUUUUUCUUAAAGACGCUGCUAGUGUUCGUCUAGCAUUUUUGCCUAAUGUUGAGGGACCGGAAUUAUCUGAUACGACUAACCUAAAUCGCUUAGUGUGGGCGGCCAUGCACACUAUGUCGCCUGCAGAAGCUACAGAACAAGUUUUGAAAUGGCUAAAACAGCCAAAUAAAAAACCGGAGAUUCCAGCCCGUCUGCAUGAUAUACUUUCUUCUACCGAACUGCAUUUGAAAAUGCUACGCGUUUACGCAAAAAAUGUCUUAAAUUUAAAAGUUUCACAACGUUUAGUCAUAACCAAUGGAAAAAUUAUUGGUCCAUUGCCCGACGACGAAGCUUUUGGCAUAGAAGACUUUGGUUUAAUUGAUCGUUUUAAUACCAUUCAAUAUGGGGACAAAUUACGUAAAGUUUUAAAGUCUCAAUUGAAUUCUGCAGAACAUAUCCACAUAAACAGCGAUACUAUAUUAAAAUUAUAUGCAUGUUUAUUACCCAGGCAAUCAAAAACUCGAUUUAAACUCCCAGAUAAUGUUAAGGAGGCAUACUCAGUGAUUAAAUUAAAGCCAAAACAUACGCACUUGCCACAUUUUGAUAUUGCAGCUGUAGUAGAUCCGGCAUCACGAAGUGCCCAGAAGCUCGCUCCCAUACUAAUACUACUACGCAACACAUUAAAUUGCCAAAUGUUGGUUUACCUUACUCCAGUGAGUCAGCACAGUGAUAUGCCGGUAAAAAAUUUCUAUCGAUAUGUGGUAGAACCUGAAGUACAAUUUUCGCUCGAUGGUGGCCUCGCUGAUGGACCUGUUGCAAAGUUUACGGGAGUGCCCGCGAAUCCUUUAUUAACACAGAAUUUGCAAGUCCCCGAGAAUUGGCUGGUAGAAGCAGUACGUUCAGUUUACGAUUUGGAUAAUAUUAAGCUUGGCGAAAUUGGUGGUCCAGUGCAUAGUGAAUUCGAAUUGGAAUAUUUACUCAUAGAAGGGCAUUGCUUUGACUCUAACACCGGAGCACCACCCCGUGGUCUGCAGAUUACUUUAGGUACCGACGAGCAGCCCACUUUAGUGGACACGAUUGUUAUGGCCAAUUUAGGCUAUUUUCAAUUGAAAGCUAAUCCGGGAGUAUGGACGCUACGUUUGCGCGAAGGUAAAUCGGCGGAUAUAUACGACAUUACCUUUACUGAAGGACCUAAUACUCUGCAUCAAAAUGGUCAUACGCAAGUAGUAAUUACAUCCUUACGUUCACAUGUUAUUAAAUUAAGAGUAACUAAGAAACAGGAUAUGCAACAAGCUGAUCUGUUAGGUGAUGACGAUACACAAACUCAAAGUGGUAUAUGGAAUUCUAUAGCUAGUUCUUUUGGUGCAGGCGGUAGUGCUAUUACAUCCAAUGAAGAUGAUACGGAAACCAUUAAUAUUUUUUCUGUAGCCUCGGGCCAUUUAUAUGAACGUUUACUGCGCAUAAUGAUGUUAUCAUUACUCAAGCAUACUAAAUCUCCAGUAAAAUUUUGGUUUCUCAAGAACUAUUUAUCACCGCAAUUUACCGAUUUCCUGCCACAUAUGUCCCGAGAAUAUGAUUUUCAAUAUGAGUUAGUACAGUAUAAAUGGCCACGUUGGUUGCAUCAGCAAACGGAAAAACAACGCACUAUAUGGGGCUAUAAAAUACUCUUUUUGGAUGUUUUGUUUCCUUUGAGCGUACGAAAGAUUAUAUUUGUUGACGCUGAUGCCAUAGUAAGAGCCGAUCUAAAGGAACUGCAUGAAAUGGACUUGGCUGGAGCACCCUAUGCUUACACACCUUUCUGUGACUCACGUAAAGAAAUGGAAGGCUUUCGUUUCUGGAAACAAGGUUAUUGGCAUAAUCAUCUUAUGGGACGACGUUAUCACAUUUCUGCCUUGUAUGUAGUCGAUCUGAAACGUUUUCGUAAAAUUGCUGCCGGCGACCGUUUGCGUGGUCAGUACCAAGCUCUUAGCCAAGAUCCAAAUAGUUUAGCAAACCUAGACCAAGAUUUACCUAACAAUAUGAUACAUCAAGUUGCUAUAAAAUCGUUACCGGAGCAAUGGCUAUGGUGUCAAACUUGGUGCAGUGAUAACGCUUUCAAAACGGCUAAAGUGAUCGAUUUAUGCAACAAUCCACUGACUAAAGAAGCCAAACUUACUGCCGCCCAACGUAUUGUCCCAGAAUGGAAAGAUUACGAUAACGAAAUCAAAACUUUAAUGGCUCGUAUCGAGGAUCACGAAAAUGCCGAUCAUUUUGAACAAACUACGGAAGAAAUUGACACCAAUCACGUUCGAAGUCAUAAACACAGUGAGCUGUGAUUUACUAUAAUAAUUUUUAGUUAAAUAUUUACACUUUGUAAAAAAACAAAGUAUUUUUAAAAUUUUCUAAUAACUCCGUACAUUUAUGGGGAGGGAAAUAGGAAAAAAAUCAUAUAAAAAUUUAAAAAAUGUUGAUAAAAAUAUCCUUAAUUUUUGAAGGAGCCCUUGAUUAACAUUCCUAA